Molecule: messenger RNA, 848 nt
Organism: Uranotaenia lowii
Lineage: Eukaryota; Metazoa; Arthropoda; Insecta; Diptera; Culicidae
Product: chymotrypsin-2-like
Exons: 2
Coding region: 36-806 (256 amino acids)
Biological process (GO): proteolysis
Molecular function (GO): serine-type endopeptidase activity
Source: RefSeq, a predicted model, not a curated record
CGAACUAACGGAACAGUUUAAGGAGAGCAGUCAAAAUGUUCCGAUUGAGCUUGUUGUUUGUGCUUUUGGCGUCGGUUGCCGUUUUCGGCAAAUACGUACCGGCUGAGUACCAGGAAUGGGAAGGAUUCAUCGUCGGCGGUCAGAAUGCCGCUUCCGGUCAGUUCCCGUACCAGGUUUCUCUGCGUUCGGCCCUUAACUCCCAUUUCUGUGGCGCUUCUAUUGUGAACUCUCGCUGGGUCCUGUCUGCUGCUCACUGUACCGUUGGCCGAACCACCGCCAAUACCCGAAUUGUUGUCGGAACUCACUUGCUGAACAGCGGUGGAAUUUCCCAUAACACCCAGCACAUCGUCAACCACCCGUCGUACAAUGCCAACACUCUGGCUAACGACGUUUCGGUCCUCCAGACUGCCACCGUUAUCGCUUUCACCAACUUGGCUCAGCCAAUUGGUCUGUCUGCUACCUUCAUCAAUACUGCCACUGGAGCUCUCGCUUCCGGAUGGGGACGUCUUGGAGCUAACGCUGGUAUCCCCAACAACCUGCAGUGGCUGAGCACCAGCAUCAUCACCCUGGCCGAUUGCCGUAACCGUCACUCAACUGCCAACGCUGCUUCCGUCUUCGAUCACACCGUCUGUACUUUGAGCCCAACUGGCCAGGGUAUGUGCAUGGGAGAUUCUGGUGGCCCACUGGUCCAUGGAGGUCUGCAGCAGGGUAUUGUUUCCUGGGGUAUUCCUUGCGGAAUGGGCGCUCCCGAUGUAUUCGCUCGUGUUUCCUCCUUCCGUGCCUGGAUCCUGUCCCACACCGGUUAAACGAAAGUCUCUAAUAAAGUGAUAUUUAAAUGCUAAGUUAAA